Oryzias melastigma (Indian medaka) is the source of this 7774-nucleotide messenger RNA. RefSeq names its product sodium/calcium exchanger 2. The transcript is spliced from 17 exons. Gene Ontology annotation, cellular component: postsynapse; sarcolemma; axon. Gene Ontology annotation, molecular function: calcium:sodium antiporter activity. Gene Ontology annotation, biological process: cell communication; calcium ion import across plasma membrane; sodium ion transmembrane transport. The record is from RefSeq and is a predicted model, not a curated record. Bases 358 to 3306 code for a protein of 982 amino acids. NCBI's taxonomy places the organism in Eukaryota, Metazoa, Chordata, Actinopteri, Beloniformes, Adrianichthyidae.
UCUCGACAUCCAUCCGCGCCCCCGAGGACAGCUCGGCACCCCGCCCGCGCUCGCGCGCUCCUCUGUUUGUGCGUAAAGACCGCGGGAAGGGGCUGAGCGCGUGCAAGGCAGGACCGGGUCUGCUUCGUUCCGGCGGCGGAUGCUCUGCUGAGAUCUUCAGGCGGCACGAGCGCACGGAGACCUGAACCUCCAGAAACUCCAUGAUCGUGGACCAGCUUGAAGAAGACCUCCAUGUGGAUCAAGAGUUGAAGAAGAAGCUCCUGAGACUAGUGGUGAGCUAGUCGCUCCACUCUCAGCUCUUCACUUCUGGGUGGCGUCUCCUCCUCCUCUUCACCUUCGUCAGACCAGACCUUUGUCAUGUUUCCCUCUGGCCCCGCCUCCCCCGCCGUCCUCCUCCUCGUCUCGCUCCUCUCGCUGCCCCUCUGCCAGCCGGAGUCGCAGCCCGGCGGGCCGAGCUCCGACCUGGACGUGCGAACGCUCAUCCCCUCUGAGUCGCCGCCCUACUCGCCAACUGCUCUGUCCUAUGCAAACGCCACUCCGCCCGGAAGCAAGGACAAGUGCAAUGAGGUGACGAGGUGCUACCCCGGAAUCCUGCUGCCCGUCUGGAAGCCCGAAAAUCCUGGGCUGGGGUACCAGGUGGCCCGAGCCGUGGUCUACUUCCUGUCACUGAUGUACAUGUUCCUGGGGGUGUCCAUCAUCGCAGAUCGCUUCAUGGCAUCCAUCGAGGUCAUCACCUCACAGGAGAAAGAGGUAACCAUAACGAUGCCCAAUGGGGAAACGUCAGUGGCGACAGUUCGAAUCUGGAACGAAACGGUGUCGAACCUGACCCUCAUGGCUCUGGGCUCCAGCGCUCCAGAGAUCCUGCUGUCUGUUAUUGAGGUGUGCGGUCAUGAGUUCGAGGCCGGUCAGCUGGGCCCCGGCACCAUCGUCGGCAGCGCAGCUUUCAACAUGUUUGUGAUCAUCGGGAUCUGCGUGUGGACCAUCCCCAACGGAGAGUCGCGUAAGAUCAAACACCUCCGGGUGUUCUUCAUCACCGCCUUCUGGAGCAUCUUCGCCUACAUCUGGCUCUACCUCAUCCUGUCGGCCAUAUCGCCGGGCGUGGUGGAGGUCUGGGAGGCCCUUGUCACGCUGCUCUUCUUCCCCGUCUGUGUCCUCCUGGCUUGGAUUGCUGACCGCCGCCUGCUCUUCUACAAGUACAUGGGCAAGCGUUACCGCGCCGACAAGCGUCGCGGCAUCGUGGUCGAGACGGAAGGGGACUUGACUCCCAGCAAGAGCGGCAUGGAGAUGCUCGUUGACGGGAAGUUCCCGCCUCGAGGGAGCGCAGUGGUCCCCGCUGAGAACUGUGGGGGUGGAGCACAGGAUGGGGCCCCUGCAGCCAACAGCGUUGGAGCCGUGGCGACGGGAGGGAACCUGCCCAACUCCAACAGCAUGAUGGUGAACGUGGAGAGCAGCAGGGAGCUGGACGAGAGCCGCAAGGAGGUGAUCCGCAUCCUGAAGGAGCUGAAGCAGAAAUAUCCGGACAAAGAGCUGGACCAGCUGGUGGAGCUGGCAAACUAUUACGCUCUGCUGCACCAGCAGAAGAGCAGAGCCUUCUACCGCGUACAGGCAACUCGGAUGAUGAUCGGAGCCGGAAACGUCCUGAAGAAGCACGCGGCCGACCACGCGCGCCGCACGGCCGUGGCAGACGAGGAGGCGCCCGAGGAGGACGACCUGGCCGUGUGCAGCCGCAUCUCAUUUGAGAGCGCCCACAGCCAGUGCAUGGAGAACUGCGGCGUCCUGAUGCUGGCCGUCACCUGCCAAGGAGGCCUUGGAGAAAACACCUUCUAUGUGGACUACAGAACCGAAGACGGUUCUGCCAAUGCCGGGUCGGACUACGAUUACACCGAGGGAACCCUGGUGUUCAAACCCGGAGAAACGCGUAAAGAGAUUAAGAUUGGAAUCAUUGAUGACGACAUUUUUGAGGAAGACGAGCACUUCUUCGUCCGUCUGCUCAACCUGCGCAUCGGCGAUGCCGAGGGGAUGUUUGAAAGCGACGAAGUGGGCGCCACCCCGAAAGCUCGUUUAGUGGAGCCCCUGGUUGCCACGGUAACCAUCCUGGAUGACGACCACGCCGGCAUCUUCACGUUCAGCGAGCGCACGGCGCGUGUGAGCGAGAGCGUGGGGACCAUGGAGGUCACCGUGGUCCGUAACUCCGGCGCCCGAGGCACCGUCAUCCUGCCGUAUCACACCGAGCCCGGCAGCGCCAAGGGGGGAGAGGACUACGAGGACGUGCAAGGAGAGCUGGAGUUCACCAACGACCAGACCACUCAGACGCUGCAGGUGAGGAUCAUUGACGAUGAAGAGUAUGAGAAGCACGAAAACUUCUUUAUCGUUCUGGAGGAGCCCCGCUGGCUGAAAAGAGGCAUCUCAGCUCUGCUGCUCAACCAGGAGGGGGGAGAGGGGCAGAUGAGCACGGAGGAGGAGGAGGCCCGCAGGAUAGCGGAGAUGGGGAAGCCCAUCCUGGGGGAGCACAGCCGCCUGGAGGUGGUCAUCGAGGAGUCCUACGAGUUCAAGAGCACCGUCGACAAACUCAUAAAGAAGACCAACCUGGCUCUGGUCAUCGGGACGCACUCGUGGAGGGAACAGUUUGUAGAGGCGGUGACGGUCAGUGCAGGUGACGGUGAUGAGGACGAGGAAGGACGAGAAGAGCGCCCUCCGUCUUGUUCUGAUUACUUCAUGCACUUCCUGACCGUAUUCUGGAAGGUUCUGUUCGCCUGCGUCCCGCCCACAGAGUACUGGAAUGGCUGGGCCUGCUUCUUUGUGUCCAUCAGCACCAUCGGGAUCCUCACCGCCGUCAUCGGCGAUUUGGCCUCACACUUUGGCUGCACCGUGGGCCUGCGGGACACCGUGACAGCUGUGGUGUUCGUGGCGUUGGGAACAUCGAUUCCAGACACAUUUGCGAGUAAAGUGGCCGCUGUGCAGGAUCAACAUGCCGACGCCUCUGUCGGGAACGUAACCGGCAGCAACGCCGUCAACGUCUUCCUUGGCAUUGGCGUGGCGUGGUCGGUGGCCGCCAUCUACUGGAACAUCAAAGGAGACAGCUUCAAAGUUGACCCGGGCUCACUGGCCUUCUCCGUCACGCUCUUCACCAUCUUUGCGUUCAUCUGCAUGGCGGUUCUUCUGUUCAGGCGCCGGCCUUCCAUCGGCGGAGAGCUCGGGGGGCCCAGGGUGCCCCGCAUCCUGACCACCCUGCUGUUCUUCGGCCUGUGGUUUCUCUACAUCCUGUUCUCCAGCCUGGAGGCCUACUGCCACAUCAGCGGCUUUUAAAGCGGGAGCAUCUUGCACAGCAACACACACAGCCUAUGAACUUUAACCUUUGGUCCAUACAGUCCACGGCUCACAACGCCCUGCAGGGCUCGCUGCAGUCUGCAGGCGUCCUGGUAUUUGAUGCAAAAACGUGUCCGAUCAUAGACACUUAAUGUACACACAUGUAACUGUGAAUGCAAAUGAGUUCAGUCUGCAGCAGGGAGAUGGAGAAGCUUUGAGGGUGUAAAGAAAGUCAGGUGAAGCUCGGCGCUGAUUCUGCCCCACAGCUGCUUCACCUCCCGGCCAGGUGGAGGCGCUGUUCUGCAGAAUCACUGCUGAUUCCAAGGAGCAAAACCACAGAAUUCAUCCACAUUUCUGCCGUCCUCUGCACUACAGACUUUACAAGUCCACGUUUUUACACUGAAGAGGCGGACAAAAGGAGUCGAAUGUUUACAAAACAAUAACGUUCUGUUUGUUUACUACAGGAUGCUCUCACAGAGACGUGUUUGUCCAACAGGUUGGGUGAAGCAGUCCUCCACGCGCGCUGUAAAUACCAAGGCGAAAUGCAAAAACCUAACUGACUCAAACAAAUCGAAGAAGCCACGUGUCUCUUUGGUGGAUGGUUUCCAUGGUAACCUCUGCGUCUCUGGCAGAGGCUGAUUUUGCAUGCACAGGUCCUCUCUGUCUGCAUCCACCUGUACAUGGCAUCCCUGCAUCUGUGGGUCAGAGACUCUGCUGUACGGAGCAGAGCGGCAGGCGGAACUGAGGAUGCACGCACGAGCAGCUGAGAAGCUUCCAGAAAAACUUGAUUUGCAAUGAAACUCUGCAGCGCUCAGACAGCAAAUGGUGUGUUAGGGAAAACACUGACGCAGUAUUAACGCUUUCAUAAGCUGCUGUUUGUUUAUGCACAGUGUUAGAUCUGCUGACUGACACAUGCAUGGAUGGCUGUAAUUCUUAGAAGUCUUAACACUCAACAGGCUGAAAAAUGACAGUUUAUGGGCGAACGUUGAUGGAGGAACUUCCUUUUUCACAGGCCUGUCAGUGUGCUGCUCCGUAUUUGCAUAGCAGACAUAGAAAGCAGUACUAUGGCAGCGCACGCUACAUCUUACUGAAACCAUCAGUUAACAUCCAAAACAGAUCUGAUGAGUUUACCCACGCUAAGGAAACUUUGUAAACUUUCUAGAGGUGAUUUUCUAGGGCGUCUCCUUUUGUAUUUCUGACCAGCCUGUAGCGUAGGACUGCUCUGUGAAUCGAGGUAGAGUCAGUGAUGCUGUUGCAGAAUUUAGUGGAUUAGGUUUUGAUAUUUUUUGCACUGUGAGGAAGCUGCCCUUUAACCGCCUGAACAGCGUGUGGAUCAUCUGCCGUCUGCGUUGUGUUUUUAUUCAUGAGGAGAGGAGCUGCAGGUCGGAGGUUGGAUGUGAGUCAGGACAGUUCCCCCGUUUGAAUGUUCUUGCGGUCCGAUGUUGCAGUGUUGAUCGUCUCCCUCCGUGCAUCUCUUCAUCCGGUCCUUGUGAAGGAGGGUUUUUUUGUGUGUAAGUAGCAUGUUUACAUGAAGAAACGCCAAGGAACGAUGCCGCUUCUCGCCCACAGGUCCGCUGGACCUGGAGGCUCAGCAGUCGGACUCCGAGUUUCCAACGAUUCGCUGCGUUUCCAUGAAAUUCUGUACUAACUGUGGGCUUUGGCCUUUUGCUGUUCCGUAGCUAGAUGUGAUGCCUCCCUCCUCCAGAGUCCCCCUCUCUCUGUGUCCUCCUCCCUCGUCCUCCGUGUUCCUCUGCACAUGCAUGACGAGUCCCCGUGUGUUUGCAGCAUGGUCUACUGUGAUGGACGCCUACAGGCAAACUUUACUGGAUACUUCACUUUUCAUUUAUUUGCAAACUAUCGUGAAGCACGCACAUAAACACACAUGUAGUUUUCCUUUUGUCAGACAAAUACUACAUUCACAAUAAGUUUGGGAUGUUGUUAUUUAUGAGAGCUUUUCCUGUUCAGUCUGAAUUUUAAAGAAAUAUGUCAAAGUUCCCUUUGAUAAUAUUAUUAAUGAAUGAGAAACAUAAUAUCCAUUAGUUUGUUAUUUAUAACCCCAAAAAUGAAGAAAAUAGACUCAAAUCUAAAAAUAUAAACACUGACCAUGUCACUAGUGGGUAUUUCCUCCAUUGGUCAGACCAUAUGAACCCACUUCCUGAAGUCCAACUGUGACAAUUCUGGCACCAUGUGGUGGAGCAUCAGAAAGUUGGGGGUAUUCUGGUGGAAUUGGUUCUAUAAUGUCUCUGAAGUAAUAACCAUCAGAGACUGGACCAUCCACAAAACCCAAAUCAGUUUUGCUCUGACUGCUGAUGCCUGUCCAAACUGUUGCUCCUCCUCCACCAAAACCAACCCUGGAGACCAUGCUGACCUGCUGACCUCAACGUAUUGCUCACUUCAUCUACCCCAGCAAUGCUAGCUGUGUUUACAUGGACACAAGUAAUCAGAUUAAAAGCCUGAUCGGAAUAAAAAUGCUUUAUGUAAACAUGCCAUUCGGAUGACUUUGAUCAGAAUUUCCAUCUGCUUGAGAUAGGAGGGUUAUGCAGAUUGUUAAUCAGAUUGUGGGUCAUUACUGCGAUGGGUUUUACAUCAUGUGUAGACGCUGUAUGCUCCGAAGAAGUCACAGAUUGUGGUUCAGAGAGCAGAGUAGUCGGACUCCGGAGCUCCAUGUCUCCGAGUAGGAGAGGGUACAUCCACGGCUAAAUGUUGUUGGUUCCAUGUAUUAACCGUAGCCAUAGCCAUCUGUGCGGCUAAGAAAUAAAAGUUUAGUACUGGCCACACAUAUAUAGAAUAUUGCGUGCAAAUAGCCACUUUAAAAAAACACAAUAAAAGCCCUCCAAGAAGAUCGUCUCUCUCCAUGCUGACAGCAGCCAUGUUUGUUAACAAUAGAACUCGCUACUACUUCUUCUCUGGUCGUUUCUGGUAUUUUAGGUAGUUCCAUGCAUGUCAAAAUGGUUUAUUCCGUGUGACGGAUCUAAACGUUGGUUAUAAUCUGAAACACUUUUUAGGGUCCAUGUACACAGUUCAAUUCUAAUCCAAUCUUUGAACAGAUUACAACAUUUUGCACACAGCGAGUGAACAGGACAGUAGAUCAUUAUUGCAUUGUCCAGGUCACAUGGUCAUCACUGAAAACUUGUAUGGGGGUGUCUUCCAGUCAAAGUGGUGGAGUCGAAGGAAUUGUCUGAAAACUCUAGAACCCUCACAUCUGGUAAACGGCCUACAGCUGUUGCUAAACCAUGUCUGAGGUCAGAGGUCCUCGGGUUCUGGUUCUGGUUGUGGUCUGGUACCAGCGGGGCUCCACACCUGGUUUGUCACAAACUCUGACAAAAGUUCUUAGUCUUGAUGCUGGUCUGCUGAUGACACUUUGAGACUCACCAAGUCCACCUGCAACACCUGACUGUCUACUACCAACCUGAAGGAGGCGCUAUGACCAGAUGGAGCGUCUCAUGAUAUCAUGAAAGUUUGAAUGAUGAACUUGGAAUGACUUUCUGGCUAAAUCAGCUUUUUCAUAAGAAUGUUGACGUUGAUGCCACAUUGAAAAGGUUUUUCUUUUAGAUUUUUUUGUUGUUUUUGGCUCCAAUAAGUGAAAUAAGUUUACAUCAUCCUCUGAUUAUUUCACAACACCCCUAACUUACUGUGAGUAUUGUACAGUAUUUGGUGAAUUCAGACGUAACUCAACAUCACAGCGAGCGUGACGUAUUUCAUUUGAGUAAUUUCAGACAUUUUUUAACUUUAUUUGUCUGAUUAAAGGAAAACUGAUUCAUGAAAAAUGAAAGACAAAUAGAAACUAAUUUAUUUUUGUUUUAAUUGUGAUUUUACUGUCUUAUUUAUAUUUUCUAUUUUGACAUUUUCUUAGUUUAUCUUUUCUUAAAGCACUUUAAAAUACCUCAAGUUCUUUUUUUGCUGUACAUUCACACAAAAUAACAUGAACACACACACGCACACCCGUAUAAACACACUGACGUACAUGAUGAAGAUCAGACAAACACACAGAGAAUCCCACAGACUCCUUCUCUGUUGCUGCUUCUUGUUUCGCCCCCUCCCUGUCAAAAACAGACCCUGCUGUUUGCGCAGCGCCCCCGGUCAUCUUUGUUUGUUGGUGUCCAAUAUUUCUGUGUAAGUGUUCAACCACCCCCAGCACCGCCCACCCCCACCCGGCUCUUCAGUGUGUCUCUCUGUGAAAUUGUUUACUGUGAUGAUGAAGAAAAUGUCUCUUUGCCUAAAUCUUUUUAGGGAAUAUACAACUGACUUGUUAUUAUGGUGUGAUAGACAUAUACAUUUAUUCAAUAUUGUAAUAAAUUAACUAAAGAUUAUAUUUAAUUUUUUUUAUGAAAUGGAAAAAAACUCAGAAAAAAUGUCCGUUUUUUUUUUAAACAUGGCAUGAGAUGUACUGUGUUAACGGAAGAACAUGAAGGUCUUUAAUCAAGUGAAGUUGACCUUAGUUAAAUAUAAUUUAUCUAUUUUCAAGGUG